Molecule: messenger RNA, 16193 nt
Organism: Scaptodrosophila lebanonensis
Lineage: Eukaryota; Metazoa; Arthropoda; Insecta; Diptera; Drosophilidae
Gene: tweek
Product: transmembrane protein KIAA1109
Exons: 23
Coding region: 200-15604 (5134 amino acids)
Biological process (GO): synaptic vesicle endocytosis
Source: RefSeq, a predicted model, not a curated record
UAUGUGUAGAAUUUAUAAAUUAAAUUUAAAUUUAUGUGCAAACAAGCUGCCAAUAUGUGUAACCAAAUAAGCAAUGCUAUAAUAUAAGUCGAUAAUGUGCAAUAAAGUCGAAAUUCUUUGGCGCAGCAAGAAUACAAAACGCAAAAGUUAAUUAAUAACAAUACCCCGAGGAGCGCUAGCGCUAGGCAGCACACACAAAAUGGAUAAAGAGGAAACAAUCGACAACAGUUUGACACUCGGAUUUCCGAAUCUCACGCACAAUGUGUCGCUGGAAGACAUGAAAAUCGAUGCGCCCAUGAUAUGGCUACUACUUUCACUAUUCAGCACCAUAAUAUGGGUCACGUACAUCACAUUCUACAACUCCAGAGUAAUUGGCAUGCUCAUCACAAAAAUAGCCAAUCGAUGGUUCAUAAAGGGUGCCUUUUUUAAAAUCGGUUCCGUAGCCUUAAAUCCCUUAGCGGGUAAAAUCAUGUUUCGGGAUUUUGUGUACAUCUCCUAUGAUUACUCAAUUCGUGUACAGGAUGGAUAUUUCAUAUUUCGCUGGUGGCGAUCCUACGUGCCUAAGGAUGUUUCAGAGGAUCUUUCACACUCCGAUACUCGGCUGUCUGUGCAGUUAAAUGGCUAUGAGCUGCACAUUUACAAUCGCUCCGAUCUCUAUGAUCAGCUAGAGAAAACGUUUGGCCUCGAACCAUCGAUGCUUAUUCCUACGGACUUACUAAGCAACGAGGAGCGCAAUAAGCUCAAGGAGCACACCAUGAAUAUGGAGAAUGCACGCCAGAGUCAACGAGUUAAUAGCGUUAAACAUUCCGAGGCAAUGAAGGCUACCACUUGGCGUGAUUUAAUACCAGUCAUUAAAAUGGACAUCUGUUCGGGUCGCUUUGUUUUUGGAAAUCGCUUGACCCCCACAACGCUCUCUAUUUCGGUGGAAGAGGCACAUUGCACGUAUAGUACAAAGCCGGCUGUAUGUCGUUUGGAUCAUUUCAUGCACUUCGUCAAGGCAAAGGUGGAGAAUGCUAAAGUUCUUUUCGCCCCAAGCCCCAAAUACACUGGCUUGGUCGAUGAGCCGCCCCGUUACAUGGGUGAAGGGUUUGUGGUAAUGAUGUCUAAUCAGAUGGACUUAUAUUUCUACAUGGAUGAGCCGGGCGUGGUGCCAGAACAGCCAGUCCACAUUGUGCUUGCGAAUGGCGAUGUUGUUGAACCUCCAGCUCCUGUUUGGGGCAUAAAUAUCAAAUGUCUAAAGGGCACAGACUUCAGUUACGGCCCGUGGGCGGAUCGUCAGCGUGAUCAUUUGUACAAAUUCUUUUAUCCAUCCGAUUGGAAAGAGAUGCAAGUUACUCCUACACAACAGCCGGGUGAAUUGCGUAGCUAUCAGACCUUUGAUGUGACACUCUGCGUGCUCAAUGAGGCCACUAUUGAUAUAUUAUUCUCCAAAGAUAAGGAGACUAACGCCAUGCAUAUAACUGUGGGACCAGCCUCAUAUGUGGAGGUUACCGUACCUUGGGUAACAUUGGUCGAUGGCUACACGUCGAAAAUUCAGGGUCAAUUGUUUCAUGUGGAGGCCACCACAUCAUUGCAGUAUCGCAGUCUGGCGGAGUUCGAAUCGCUGGAGUACAAGGUGCGCAUCCAUUACCCAACAAAAUGGAAUGCGCCGCAGGAUUGGAACAUAUCGUUGGCUGGCUGUAAGACCACCGCCUAUAUAGUGUACAAACACAAGUGUUUUUUUCAGGACCUUAUCGAGGAUUGGGCGGAUAAGGCACGUCCGGAUAUACUCACAUUUGUUCCGUACACUUGCAAUUUCAACAUACGUCUCAACGAGUUUGAGAUUCUUAUGCUAUGUAAUGAGUAUAAUUGGAUUGAUUGUUCCAGCGCAAAUCAGGAGAACAAUCAUUUGGCUUUUUGUGGUGAUGUCUUCGACAUGAGCUUUGCCCUGCCCUUCGAUGAUUUCUUGCCAAAGACUGUAACUUUAAAAUUCUGGAUACACGGCGAGGGUCUAGAUUUGAGUAUGUACGUGCCAGAGGUGUCGUCUGUGAGACCAAUAGUGUUAGCUAUAGAUGAGAAUGCAAGACUGUUGACGCGUGAAGGCAAGCUGAUCCGCAGGCCCGAUCUAUACACGAAAAAAUGGCGAAAGAUUUGCCAACGCAGUGCGGGUUGGAUCGACUGUUGGGCAGUACCUAUCUUAGCGUUAUCUAUACAAUAUGUUUACCAUCCGGUGCCGCCGUUAGGGCCGGAUCCUCAAGCUGAUAUUACAACCCCGGAAAAGGAGGAAAUUUUACUGAGCCCCAUGCGUAUUCCCAAGGUGCGUAAAUCUCCGGUGACUACUUGGCAACAACCAUUAGAGCAACACAAUAAAUUCGAUCCGGGUACUCUUACCGCGGAUCAUGUAACCGUCGAGCUAGAAAUCGGCUCUUCAGUGCUGAUGGCGUAUGGAAAUGUGUUGCGUAACUUUAUCAGUCUAAAAGAGAACAUAUUCGGCGAGGAUCAAAGCUUUACCGAUAUGGAACAAUCAAAUGUCAAUCUUAAGGACGCAGGCGCAACACCAAAUCCCAAGGAUCAGCUCCUGGCUAAAGAAAAAGAAUUGGCCAAUAAGUCUAUAUCGGAGACAGCACCACCGGAAGAGAAACGCAAGCCAUUCGAUCCGCGUAUGUAUAGACCCCUAGAGGUUAUGGUCUCAGUUAUUGUGCAUGACAUACAAGCGCAUGUGAUGAAGAACUGCAACGAAGACGAUCCACCCUGUCCGGUGGUACUUAUUGAACGCUUUGGCUUUGAAAUGGACAAACGUUAUCAGGAGACAACUUUGCAGGUCCUCGUCAGUCCAUCGUAUCUGCUUGCCUCAGACAUGCUUGUGCGGCAGCAACGCGAAAAGCACAUAAAUCAGGGACAUCUUCUGCUUUCGGCGGUUCAAGUGCGUGGUCAUGCUAUGUUCAGCAAUGAAGGUCGCGCCCUUGAUGAGGAUACGCUGGAAUACUCAUGGUUAGUGGAGGUCCAAUUGGGAAAACUGACAGGAAAGUUAACACUGCCACAGCUUGUCAAUGUAGUUACCGGCCUAGAAACGCUCAUAUUGCUUGCAAUUGAUCCGGAGAACUGUCUAAAAUCGCCAAAGACGGUGUGUAAUUGCCAUCAUGGCGUGCCGAGCAAUUUGUGUCCACAGACCAAGGAGGAGAACAAAUAUAAAUGUCCGUCUUCAGAGGAUAUUAAGUACAAGAUGACACGUGUGUCCAUAGAUGCUGUGGAUGUAUAUUUAAUAGAAAGUGGAACUGCGCUUCAUGCUUGGAUUUCGCCCAUACGGCUGGCUAAUUGUAAUUUGCAUGGCCAGCGUGUCAAGUCUGGAAUCUCCGGCCUGUUACCCUCCAUAUUGUUGCGCCUCUUUAUGCUUCAUGCUCCUGGUCCAAGCAAUGCCACUAAUUCUUACAACACGAACACCACGGGCAGCAAUCGUUCAGGAAAAUUGAGGCGCGCUGAUCAAGACUCACUGAAAUCACAAGAUGCCUCACACACCUAUGCGCACCCUGUGGGUAAAUCCAAACGAAGCUCAAAUUCCUUUUCCCAACGCCGGGACUCUCGUGACGAUUCCACUCGCAAGUUGCGUGAUAGCUUCUCAGAACAUCCCAAACGAACGCCUGAAAAUGAGCUCUUCGAGAACUGGAUUGAAGUGGGCUGUACGUCGUUGGGACCUAUACUGUUGGAAGGUGCUUCCGCUUUGCCGAUACCUGAUCACGAACUGCAUUUGGUACAACACAACUUCCUCCGUGAGCAUGAUGCCAAAUAUAAACGUCUGUGGUUUCUCUGGUCAAACAAUGGAAGCGCAUUAUCUUCUGGCAGUGAGAUUUCGCGAUGUGGCUGCAUAGGCGGUUGUGCCUUUUUUGGCAGUAAUCGUAACGGCUUGAAAUUCUUCAAACCAACAGCACAGGAUGUACAUGACAACUACAACAUUGCACGCUACUUCAUCAUUAAUAACAACAAGGACUUUGGCUUUGGGGAGAGUAUACUGCACCAGGGUCAACUAGUCUUCCAUACCCCGCCAUAUAGUUUGCAUUCGGUCUCUUUGUACGACACAGCCGAUUUUAAUGGCAAGGGAAAAAUUUAUAGGCCCACAACUGAGCUGCGGAAUGGAAGUCUGAAAAAGAAUGAUCCAAACUCGCUGUUAGAUGGAACCAAAUUUAAAAUAGGAGGUGGCUCUAUGGACAAGUGUGAGUUAAGCAAUCGAAAUAAGAAUAAAUCACGCGAGAGCAUUGGAUCGCCCAAUACGCUGGAGAGACGGAGCAAGCGGUAUACAUGUAUACGUCAAACCUCGGUCGAGGUACCUUAUGCGCGCCUGCUGGACAGUCCUUCAAAGAAGAUAUUUCAACAUGAUUCUAUUGAGUGCACCAGCGGUACUCACCGACGUGGCUCAGAUUCUCAUAAGAGUCAAGGUAAUACGUUGCGUGUGUCUCCACCUAAAACAAGCAUCUCGGAUUCGCGACUGACUGGUGAGGCGGAUAUGGAUGUGGAGCAUGAAAUGCCUGAUGAAAUGUCGCACUCUGCGCCCCACUCGCAUCCAUUGGAAUUCGAGAUUGCUGACAUUAACCUUCACUCGCACACAUUUCCACUUGAUUAUGUGGAGGCUGGUGGUGAUAAUUUGCCACGCGAAGUACAACGUACGAUAUCGCUAACCUCUGAAAAUCCAUCGGAAAUGUUUUUCUCUGCCGAGGAAGACAUAUCGAAUGUCAUGUCGCAGCGGGGCUCGAUAAAACAACGAAAUGGAUCCAUCGUGCUGUCUGGCAAGAAGCGUUUUUCCUCGGAUCUAAGUAUUGGUGGCCAAAAUGAUAAUGGUAGUCACACAUUGCCGACUUACCGCAGCGAUUUGGAAAUACAUGCACCGGAGGGUAAUAAAACAUUGCCAAAGCGUCCACAAAGCACUACAGAAUUGGCCGACUCACGUGGCUCAUCUUCAGGCACGCCCUCACUAUCCUCAAACUCCUUCAUUUCCGCCAUGUCAUCACAAGAAGACGUUGCGCUGGUCAACUUACAUCAGCAAGUUAAUCGACCCAUCAUCGAUUCCCCGCUGCUUAUGGCGAGCUACGUAAAUCAUCUGUCGCAAGUCAAGUGUUUUAAUUGGAACGCCUGCUCGUUCCCUCUUGGUCCUGAUGUCUUCUCAACACCGCUCUUUAAUGAGAACGAAGAUGGCGGCCUUACGUACAUUGGCAGCAAGAUGUUACCUCACUUUGAUUUGUACGCGUGCUGGAGAGAGAUUAAAGUUGUACCUCGCUACGAAAAUACCACUGGGAGUAAUAGCUCAGCCACUUUUAUGGGCGGACCCAAGUCGCAUCCGUGGGAUCCUAGUGUGCUGCUUAAGGAGGAGGAAGCAGAUAAAACGACAAAUGGUUUUGAUGACGGGGAGUUUAUGAGUCUACAGGCGGAGGGUGGUGCUGCAUGUACAUCUGUAGUGGCACGUCUGAAGGGGCAGGUUAAUGUGUUCCUCACACCACUACUGCUAGAGGGAUUGCAGCGCAUGGUCGAGGCCGCCAUACCUACCAUACAUUCCAUGCAUUUGCUUUCAGUUGUCAACUUUAUACACAGCUCUUGCAUUGGCAAAGUCAAAAAUGAUAAUAUACUGAAGAGGGAUCAAAGUUUGAGUUACUGGUCACAAGUGCAUUCAAAUUCAAAGCGUUCGACAACGGAGCGUCAUUUACAGGGACCAGGAGAUUCGUUUCUAAGUGAUGUAUACGAAGAGAGCAUAUCGACCAAGACGCAGGGCUUGAUAGUUCUUCCCAAAGUAAGCAUAACCAUGCUACAGUCUUCCAUUGUCGAGGAGGUGAUAUCCGUAGCAGCCUUGGACAACGUGCAGGAUCUAAGCUGCGUAUCGCUGCUUACUUUCUACAUGGAAGGCAUUUCAACGAAAUUCCAUUUGGGUAAAACUACGCGAGCUUCCAUGCACAAUGUCUAUAUACAGCAGACUGUACAAUCUGGCAACAGUCAUAAGAAAGGUGGCAUAAUGAAGGGUACACGGGCACUGCUCGCACAUCUCUCCUCCCAGACGCGUCCCGACAAUGUACAAGGCGAGCCCAUACUCAUCGAAACGUCUGAGAAGCAAUUGGAGGAGCUUGUCAUAACGCUAGACAUUGGACGUGCGCAUGCGCAACUGCGCCGUCUGAAGACUGAGGGUCAAUCAUGUCCCCAGGACUCGCCCAUUAUUGUAACAGCCAUACCUGAGCACAAGAGCAAAGUGCUUUUCGAAUGCCUUAAAAUGCCAGAGAGCACGGGCAUUGAGAGCAUUGGUUACAUUAUGUUCGAGAGCGGUCUGGAAGGUGUGGGAGUGAAAAUAGUCAAACGAUCGCAUUUUGAGAAAUCUGAGAAUAGCAAAGAGGAGCUGGCCGAAAUGAGUGUAGAGGGAACAACAGGCAGCAGUGUAGUUACCACACGUGCCAUCAACAUCAACGAGUUGGUGGGUCAAGGUGGUGCUUCUGGUGAAACUCUGGUUGGCAAUGCAACCACAACAACAGGCAUAGAUGCAGGUGCUACGUCUAAAGCGGAGGCGGCUUGGCGUUUGAUAACCAAAAAACCACCCACGCCGAAAACGCCCAAAGAGAAAUUCCAAAAUGCAUUAGAGAACAUUAUAGUGAGCGAAGGCUCAGCUAGUGCCAAUGAAAAUCGACGAUCGACGCCCAAACCGCCAGAUGAGGAUGUGGAAAAAGGAACGAACCCGACUAAUGCGAGCACAUCAAAGAAUGGAGCUGCUCAUAGCAACACCACCACCAACAACAACAAGGACUCCUACGACAAAGUGCUGUCCAAUGUGAAAGAGACUGAUAAGACCUCCUCGUGUGUCAUCGAAUUGAAGUCGGUGUGGUUCAAUUUUGCGGCACCACCUUGUGUGCCUAUCACUCGUAAAAUUGAUUUAACGCGGCUCGAUUGGAAUUUGCUAAGCACUGCUUCGCCUGCGAUAACGGCGUGGAUGAAUCCUAGCAAUCGUUUGGCCAUUAAAAUUGUGGCCUUAUUGAAGGCUCUUCAUACUCGUCAAACGGCCGUGGCUGCCUGCCUUAUGGCCGAUGCCAUGGAGAAUGAGAAGAUUCAGAGGAAUCCAAAAAUCAAAAAGAGUCGCUACGCCAACAAUUAUACGCUGCUGUCGAAGACGCUGCAAGAGGAUCCCAGCUGCCAGUUGUGCUACAUCAUGCAAAAGCUUGUGCUCGACGAGGGCGUACAACGAAUUGAGCAAAUCUUCAAGCAAGGCGAAGUGCCGCAUCUAAAUACAUUGCGACAAGGCAUCAUUGUGCUAAGUCGCCAGUGGAAGAACACUCUGUACAAUCCUAUCCUCUUCGAGCAUCAGUACAAGAAUAAGUUAUCACGUCCCAUUAAUGUGACAUUCUCGUUUCCGCAAAACGAGGAGGAGUGUGAGGCGGAUGAGUGCGAAGGUGAUGUUGAAAUGGGUGCCUAUGCUGGCGUCGGAGAGAAUCCGGAAGAGAGUGAGAAUGCUUUAUUACUUGGGCAAACACAGCAUCAUCGAACUCACAUUGCUAACACACAGUAUGGAUAUUCUAAUGAAGGUGAUCUGCAUGGAGCCCCGUCACAGCGUUCGAUGUCAACAUCACCCAACAUACACAACAUGCGUCGUGGUUUAAACAAAGUGCACAGCAAAGCCUCGAAUUAUUCACAUGGCAAUUCAUCUCGUUCUAGCAUACAAAUGCUGCCCAUAAUAUCGGGCUUGGUUGAGAAGCAAGUGCCGGAAUUUGAAUAUGGUGCCCUGCAGGAAGGAUCUAUAAGCUCCACAAAUUCGGUAAAUAAAUUCUGGAUAGGUGCUGAGAAUCAUAAAGAGGAUCUUUACUUUUGGAUGGCCAAGCAGCAGGACAGCAAGAAGAAAGAACAUUUCUCUGAAAAGGAGCACGUCAGACCUGCACCAACGAAGAUGCAUGGUCAGUCCCAUACACGGAGUGGCAUUAUGCAGGAAUCCAUUAAAUUACUGGAUGCCCAUUUGAUAUUUGAGCCGUUGCUUACAUGUCUGGGUGUGAUGCCGCAGCAGAUGAUAAAUAAGUUUGCAAAUGCGGAUAUUUCUUCGCUGGAAAAUUUCGGUACAAAUUUAUCACUGAUUGGCACAUUUGAUUCCAUCCGUGUGGACAUUGUCGUCAGUGAGGCGGGCGAUAAAAAGAAUCCUAAGCCCACAAAGCUAAGUAAAAAGGCUAAUGGUGGCCGUGCUUCAAUUAUGAUGGAUACCCCACUAUUCUUGUGCGAGCGCGUCGGCAUUGAACUGGAAGUUCUGAAAAUGUCCGAUGGUACGGUGGAUAAGGCGCAGCAAAAGGUCAUUUACAUGUCGCGCCGGCAGUUAAAGAAACAUACGAGUACUGUGAUCAAUUUUAGUUUAAAUAUACGCUUCAUAUCUCAGCAGGUCAACAUGCCGCUACUGAGGUUACUGCAUCAAAUAUCGAACAUGUAUCAAAAUGUGAAGGAUGCACAGAACGAGUUCCAUGAACAACCUGAACUGAGUAAGAAGAGUCAGACCAAAGAUGAAUGCAGCUUGGCGUCCGAACCCACGGACCUGCUACCCUUCAGCUCUGUCGCUGAUCGUUUUGGCCAUGGCGAAAGUUACUCGGAUGAGCGAUAUGACAAAUUCAACGAAACAAUGCCCACUAUGCCAACAAAUCGAAUGCGUCCGAGCGGCUUGGCGCCCAUUAUACAAUUGACGCCAUCGCCAAAUGCCAAAAACCGACCGCAAAGCUUUGCACAGAAGUUGCGCUCCACUGGAAAAUCGGUCAAGGGUAAAUUAGGUUACACAAAUCUGAAUGAGUCGAGUUCAUCGCCGCUGCGUGAUAGUCCUACUAUGUCGGUAAAUGAGCACAUGCUUAAAAUGACCACUGAAUCGAAAAUCUCACUCAAUGGCGCUUGCGCAACCAGCGUAAGUGGGGAUUACAAUACGCUUAGCAAGACAGGAAAUGGUGUCUUCAACACUGUCCAUUUACCGCCACUUUUGGAGACUCCUAACUGCUGGAAAACUAUUUAUCACUUGCUGGAGCUCUAUGGCACCAUGCCGGAGACAAAGACGGUGCAACGCAGCUCUCUGAAUGAGCACAAGAAGUCGCAGUUUGGAUAUGCGCGUACCACGGAGACUCAUAACGAUGAUGAUGACUUGGCUAGCGCGCCCACGCCGGUGCCGCAACAUAAAGAUAUGCUUGUCGAUGGGGUCUCCCAUGAACGCACUCGUCUCAUUGUCUUUGGUGUUGCCAAAAUUCACAAAACGCGUUUGUUAGCCACAUUAUCUGGCUUAAAAUUGGAAUCGGAGAUUACAACGUUAAACAGCACAGCCACAUGGCGUAAGAAAGCGCGUCCGGUAUCUCUGGAAUGUUCUCUGACAGGUCAAGUGGGACGGGCUAUGAUUGUGCUCCUCGAGGGUGUGGCACCCAGCCAACAAACCGUGGUCAAGGUGACUGUCGGUAAAAGUCAAACGUUGUAUUCAAGUCUCUCAAAACGCGGCAAGGAUAAAAACAGCGGACUACUUUCCAUUGGACCUGUGAAUAUAGACAUACCUCAACAUCCAGUGGCUUUGCAUGGCAUGAUGACACGCAGCUCCAAGCAGUUAUCGUCCACUUUGCAGGAGUUGCGCGUAAAACGCAACUCUGGUCGCUCCACUCUACGUUCUCAUACUGCCGAAGAGCCCGAAUCACCAUUUCAUGCACGUAAUUCGGGUGGCGCCAGCGCUUCUGGUGGUGUCGGCGGCACUACUGCCGGCAAUGCUAGCGAAAUGCGAGAGCGAACCGUUUCCGGGGGUACACAUCAGCAUGCAACGCGAAAACAUCAGACGCAUAUGCGACACAUGGCAACCCAGCAGAACGGGCUGCUGCAGCCGUUGGUCAUGCAGUUUAAUGUGCUUCUGCAGAGUUUGUCCAUAAAUGCGGCGCUACUGCCCUCUUUGCAGGCGCAGUAUCGAAUGAAUCAUGUGAGUUCGAUGGGAGUGACGGGCCAUCGUGCAAAAUUUGUGAUAGACUUACCAACACAUACUCUAAGUUUUAACACGAAGAUACAGGUGAGAAAUGAAAUGAACCUCCCUUCCGAGGCGUGCAUCGGACUUCCACCUGUUCAUGUGCUUGCCGAAUAUAUACCAGACAAUCGUCAGGAGCACAUUGAGAAUAUCGAGGGUAUUGUUCUACGGCAGGGUGGCUAUGUGAAUGCCUCGGCUGAAAUUGGCGAAUUUGAAAGAUGCUUGACGACUGAUUUACUGAACCACUUGGUGUUUGUCCAAAAAGUGUUCAUGCGGGAAGUUAAUGAAGUUCUGCAAAAAGUUUACGGCGGCGAAAAACCCGUGCCCCUGUGGACUGAGGACAGCGAUAGUGCUAGCGUGCAAGAAUCAACGUUGAAACGAAUACUCUUUUCGAUUAACAUAUCCAUGAAACGCAUACAAUUGACUGCCACAACGCCUUGCUCGUCGGCAGUGCGCUUUGAGACUGGAACACUGGAACUCCAGCUAUCGAAUCGUGUAAAGAAUUUGGGUGAUUUGCAUAAUCGCAAAAUGUUCUUCAAAGCGCACAUCGAUUUCAAUUUAUCGCUGGGACAAAUUAUACGUAAUGUGAUUUUUGAUGAGGCGGAACCAGAGUUUCAGCAAUAUGCCUUCUUCCACACGACCAUCGGCCUGCGUAAUGCAUUCCAGGACGAGCUGCUCAACGAAGACAAGGAGCUAAUACUGUUGACGUUGAAGCGUCCUUUGGUAUACAUACAGCCGAUAGCGGUGGACAAAGCCAUAUUGGUGUGGUUAAACUAUAAGAACGCCUAUGAGUACUGGGCGGAAAAACGAGCAAAUCUGUGUUACGAGCAUAGUACACAAAAUACACAGCAGGUGUUCGACCGUGUAGCUUUCGGACAACUUGCUAGCUCGAAUUUGUCUACUCUGUUCUUGCAGCUGACUGUGGAAGAUAUGGGUAUAUGCCUGCCUUUGAAACAGGUGUCUACGUCACUUCGGUCUCGGUCAUACCAGGAUUUUGAUGCUAAAGGUGCGGUGGUAAUAACGCUGGAAAACACAAUCAUUUCUGCAUGUAAUUCCGGUUCGCUAGUUUCGAAAGGCAAGUUCCAAGGCCUUUGUCUACGUUUUGCGGACGAUUUCGAAACUAAUUUGGAUGACUGGAAACCGAGUGGCAGCGAGCCCAUCAUGAAUGUUUGCGUUGUGUCCGAAGGCACAUACGAGGUUUGUUCACGCACCACAGCCGCUAAGAAGGGAGAGAAUGCCAAGUGGCUGUUGAACGUGAAAUGGCAAAUGGAGGGUGUAGAUAUACAUCUGGAUGUUAAUAUUGGUAAGCAGUUAUCCUCGCUGGGUCACACGCUCACGAUGUUGACGGGCUUCGAGGAGGAAGACACCAACAUCGAAUCCCCUGACAGUGAUGAAGGGGAUCAGAGUUGUCGCGAUACGUAUGUGCGGCGACGGGAAUUCGAAAACUUACCCUCAUUUGUAUUUGAUCCCACUAUCGAUUCGAAAAAGCGUUCUUUCAUGAUGGAAAAGGAAAUGGCCGAGCAGCUGAAGAUCAUUAACGAUUUGCGUACGCUGGGCGCUUCCCAUAACACGGUGGCGCACGAGGAGCGCCGCCUGCAGGAGCUGCAGGCCAUUUGCUAUAAAUACUUUCGCCGUGAUAUGAUACAGAAAUGGAAGCGUCCAUCAAUGCGUAGAUCAUUGAAGAACUACAGUCGCUCGCACUCGUACAUAGGUGGCGGAGCAGGUGCUGUCGCAGGCGUGGGUGGGGUGGCCGUGGGAGCGCGGGAGCUGUCUUUAGAUAACGGAACAUAUACCAGUAGGCGUUUGGAUCCGAUAGCCUCCAAUGAUGAAAUAUCAAGUCUACAAAGCACUCCGGUUUCGUGUCAUUCCCGGAGUGCUUCGUUGAAAACGGGCGCAAUAGGCAGGGUAACUUUUACGGAAGCAAUGCGUCAGACAUCACUGCCAAAUGCAGACACUGACACCGAGACUCAGGAAAACGAAUUAGAUUGGCGGGCUAAUGAUAUACUUGGCGAAUUAACUCCCAGUGAAAUGGAUGUCGAUGGCACGUCUGUGGAGAUGCGUCGCAAGCAUGGUCAUGCACAAAAGCAGCAAGAGCCAAAUAUAGAUUUCGAACUGGAUGUUAAGGUGUUAGUCAACUCUGGCAAGUGCGUGCUCCACACCAAAGAAACGACCGAUGAAAGAGUGCAGAACUACGGAGCCGCCUCCAGUGUAAAGACCCACAAGCGAGAGCGUAGUAUAGGCAACGAUUGGGGUAGUCCAACACCAUCGAGGAGACAGCGUGAAAAGAAUAAAUUACGCUACAAUGCCACAAAUAAUGCUCUGUUAUCGGAUCUCACCAUCUUCCAUAUACCAGGACUGGAUGUCAAACUACACUAUCAGUCCCGCACGGUAGCUGAUGCGGCCACCCAUAUACCGACAGCAUCAACGGCAGAACAUACGCCACAUUCGGCUUUACGUCGAUUGGGAAACAAACGUGCCACACUCUGUGCCUGGAUGACGCUGCAAAGCAUUCCGGAGGAAACAAUCAUAUCGCCACACAUACUUGAGUUCUUAGAGCAAACUCUCGAGCCUAUACCAUCGAAGACGCCAAGCAGUGCACCACAAACGCCUUCCAACCAAGCUGCUGUCAAUUUGGACAUACUACCAGCUAAUUAUGUGACUUAUGCUUCCUUUCCCGUAGAUGUAAUUGUUUACUUCCACAUGCAGCCCUCAACAUUUAGGUUCUCCUGUCUGCCCGUAUCGCGUGUAGAGUGUAUGUUGCAGCUGCCUAGUCUCGAUAUUGUAUUUAGCUCCAAGCGUUCUACAGAGGAAGAAGCGCAGAUGUCGGAGCAAGCGCCAACGCAUGCAGAGAAGGAAAAACUACCCACAGGCGGGUUGAGUGUAACAGGAUGUUUGGCAGAUUUCAAUGUGUAUAUAUUCCAUCCGUACGGUGGAAAGAAAACGUCCAAAGAGACACAAUUUUCCCCGUUGACUGACAGUGAGCGCAAAGAUUCGCUCAGUAUUAAUGUGGAAUUUGUUAAGUUCCACAUAACGCGAUGUCGCAAGGUCUACAUUGAACCGCUGCCCACUUCAAAACGCGCGCUGGAUCAGUCUCGUGCAGUCAUCCGCUUUUCCACUAUCGUGGAUAUUGGCAGUGCCAGCUUCAAGUAUGACAUGAGAAGAUUAACUGAAAUACUGGCUUUUCCAAAAGCCUGGUACCGUCGUCGCAUUGUACGUCGCCUCUUUUUGGGCGAUUUGAGCAUGCAGCAGCAGCAAGCGAUGGCAAAUGGGGCAGAGACGCCAACUCCAAACACACCCAAAGAGCCGUUUACAAAGCAAUCGCCAAAUGAAGAAAUGAAUCGUAACAAAGAGAAAAUGCGUUUGGAUUUUGAUUCACAGCAUCAGCCUCAGUCACAGUCACAACCACAGUCACAGUCCCAAUUGGGUCAUUUUGGUGCAGUUCGUAAGCUUAAGGUUCUGGGAAAAUCGUCCAGCGCCGAAUCGUCGGGUACACCACCAUCAGAAAAGAAUCAGAUAACUGCAUGGGAGACUCUUGUGCUCUUCGCCGUCAACUUUACGAAGCUGAAUGUGCAAAUGAAUAUGGGCAAUGUUAUGGGAAAUGUUGUGUGGCUAACCAAAGAUUUUCAAUCGGAUGGACGCCUCUCCAUUGGUAGCACAGGAUAUAAGAACAUGUAUGUGGGCAUCUAUUUGGGCGGCUCAGCGCUGGAUGCUAAGGGAGGCAUUGUGGGCGGCAGUUUUGAAGUGAACAAAAUAAACAAACGAUUUCAUAUUAAGGAGGAAUCGGGAGUUGAGCCAUACCAUACCAUGGGUCUCAGCUUUAUGGCUCUAGAAUUGCGCUUGGACUAUAUGGGCACAUCAGUGCUUAUGACUCGCAUUAGUUCUUUCUCAGCGGCGAUGAAGGACGAAUGGCGAACUUCUACGCAUGCGUCGAACAAGGAAUCGGGAGCACCACUGAGCAAGCCCCAAGCACUCAUCUUUAUACACGGCGACUUGACUUGGGACCAGUUGCAAAUAAUGAUAUCCAAGUCCACAACGGCUGAUUUGCUAAAGAUGUACUUUAAACUGGAAGAGUUUUUCACCCAGCAAUUCAAGUCAUCGAAGCGCGUUUUCUCCAGCUUGGAGCCGCGCCUGCAGGAUCGCACGGCAAGUAUAAAGAGACGGCAGCAAAUGAAGAAAAAAACCAAUGGCGAAGCACCGACAAUUGGAACUGCUUCGGCGCCAUUGGGUGUGGACAACACAGACGCGCGUCACCAUCGCCAUUGGCAGAAGCCGUUGGAGCAGGCCAUUGGGUUGGUGGUGCCUUCGUUGGUGACACGCCUUCCACGACAUGGCAAUGUGCUAGGGGGGACUGUGGAGCUUAGAGGUCAAAAUAUAUCGCUAGCCUGCUUCCAUGGCAUCAACUUUAAGUCCAAGUCAUGGGCACUCUUUAGUCUAAAGUCACCUUCCAUUAACUUUGCCACCGAAGCGCGUCAAAUUGAGGAUACGCAUGAGGUGUUUGUUACACAAACUCUAACGUCUUGUUUGGGACAAACCACAGAAGUGCAGCAGCAACAGAAUCAUUCAAUGGCCAUUGUGAGUCGCAUUUCCCGCAACAUAAUCUUCCCGCCACAGUUUAAGACGCUCAACGAAUGGUUCCAUUAUGCCUUCGCCAAUAGCGAGAUUGAUGCUGUGGAUCGUUUUCCCAUACUGGAAUGUGAGCGUGAGAUUGCCUCGAAUUCUAUUGAACGUAUGCGCGCUUCUGGAAGCACUAGUGCAGCCAAAUCACAGGAACAUAACCAUAAUCGGGAGGUUAUCUUUGCCCUUCCCAGCUUGCAGCUGAGUUUUAAAACCGAGCAUAAGCAGGGACCAACUACGCCAGAGCCUGAUGAAACCAAGCCUGAAGUUUUGUGCAGCUUCAUUACGGAAUUUGAUGAUCACAUUUUUGUCACGGUCGAUGCAGAUGCCUUCUUCUUUCUACAUGAUUUAAUUACUUCGUAUGUUAAUGAGAAGGAGAAAGUGAUUGGCGUCCAGUCGGCGCGUGCUGCAUCGCCGAACUUGUCACAGAAAACCAACCUAAAGCCAUACAUAACAGAUGAUAUACUCAAGGAGAAGAAAACUGCUUCCAAUACAAAUUUGACUGGUCAGGGAAAUCAGCUAAGUGCUAGCAAAAGCAGCUUGGAGCCAAAUCAGCUGCAGGACAGCCACACUAGCUUAGCGAACUCAACAAGCACAUCGACAACAGGUCAAACAGGUGCGACCACGGUGCCGACGGGGACAGCAGCGACAUCGUCUGCCAGCAAUGCGAAAGAUUCAAAAUUAAGUGGCGGCAGUUCCACAACAAACACAAAUAGUACCGAUAAUGCUAAUACAUCUUCUCCCGCUUUUGAUUUGGAAUCUUUUGUACGAGAUUGGCGGCACUUCGAGUGUCAAACAUGGCACUUGGAGCCUACUGUUCGUUUACUUUCCUGGGCUGGCAAAUCCAUUGAGCCAUAUGGCGUUGACUACAUACUUAAUAAGCUUGGAUUCAGUCACGCACGCACCACUAUACCCAAAUGGCUGCAACGCGGCUUCAUGGAUCCACUGGACAAGGUUCAGGCCCUGAUGAUGCUACAAUUGCUCCUGAUGGUACGCGAGAAUAAAGUGGAGUCGGCGAAGCAUCCAAAUCGCUCAUCAACGAAUUAGAGAACGACGCAAGGAGAGAAGAAAUGGGGGAACUGGCAGAUAUGUGGGCGGAAAUUGAGGACAGUCCCCCUAGGACAAUUGAAAUGCUGUGCACGUGAUUCUUUCUAUCUAUUUAUUUGUAAGCUGCAAUGUAUGUAGAUAUUACACUUAUAUACGUAUAUAUGAUAAAAAUUGUGUAAUUUUUAGAGUGGAUUUUGUGUUAAUCAUGUUUCAUAUGCUUUGCGUAUAGUUUUAAUGAAUACUCAAAGUAUUAUAAACAUAAUAUUUCUAUACCUAAAUGGGUUCAGUCUUUUUUGCGUGUUCUUUUGUAAAUGUAAUUUUUAUAUAUAUGUAUAAAGGAUCUGAAAUCGUGCUUUGAUAUAUUUUGCUCAAUUUUUGCGCUUUGUAAUUAUAUGUAAUUAAAUUAUUUAUAAACUGUGGGCGAAGCAAGUGUUUAAAAAUUAAGUAGCUCUAGUUGAAAUAUUUAAAAAAAAAUUAAGAAAACGAAUGUCAAAAACCGAAAAAAAACAACGGAAGCAAAAGCUCUUAUAGUACGUUUUGUUUCGUAUAAGUCUAUGAUAUAUAAAUAAUAAAGUGAACUGUGAAAACA